Molecule: messenger RNA, 378 nt
Organism: Cadophora gregata
Lineage: Eukaryota; Fungi; Ascomycota; Leotiomycetes; Helotiales; Ploettnerulaceae
Exons: 1
Coding region: 1-378 (125 amino acids)
Source: RefSeq, a predicted model, not a curated record
AUGAAAGUGAAGAUCGGCUUCUCGUUCGCCAGAUACAUCAACGCCUCUGCUUGGCGAGGGCGCCUAAAUAGCGUUGCAGUCUCACAAGAGACCAUUGGACUUCUGUCACGGGUCAGCUCGAGUGUGAAAAGGCGUGAAGGGCAUGUUUCAGGUCCUAUUCCAGCACUCGAGCAGGACUGGUAUUCUGCAGUUGCCGAUACGCUUUCAUCGUUUCUGGAGUACAGGCACGAGCCAAUGCAAGUGAACUCAUAUCUCACAGGUUCGGACCGAAGAUUCCCUCGCGGUUGUGUUCAGUGUGUGGCCCAUGCAGAAGGAUUCACCGGCUGCUCUCCCGCUGGAAUCAUCCCUCGCUGUUCAAGAAAACGCAGCGCAGAGUGA